Penicillium griseofulvum is the source of this 2484-nucleotide messenger RNA. RefSeq names its product chloride channel protein. NCBI's taxonomy places the organism in Eukaryota, Fungi, Ascomycota, Eurotiomycetes, Eurotiales, Aspergillaceae. Gene Ontology annotation, cellular component: endoplasmic reticulum; early endosome; Golgi apparatus. Gene Ontology annotation, molecular function: voltage-gated chloride channel activity. The coding region runs from base 1 to 2484 and encodes 827 amino acids. Gene Ontology annotation, biological process: intracellular iron ion homeostasis; chloride transport; intracellular copper ion homeostasis. The record is from RefSeq and is a predicted model, not a curated record. The transcript is spliced from 7 exons.
AUGCCCUCCGACCCACGAGCCGAUGCCGACGACCAAGAAGCCCCCGCCAUCCCAGAAGAGAUCAAUGAAGUCAAGCGAUAUGAAGAUUUUACUACAAUAGACUGGGUCCAAGAUGCAGUUUACGAGCAGUCACGGCGGCGCGCGAAACGGCGCAGCGGUUCUGGAUUUUGGGAUCAGGAAGGGAUCCUUGGCUGGAGACGGAAGAUGUACGAGUCAUACGACGCAGGCCAGGCAUGGCUUGUUGUUACGCUUGUGGGCAUGGCAAUUGGAUUAAACUCGGCUGUGCUCAAUAUUAUUACCGAAUGGCUCUCUGAUAUUAAGCUGGGUCACUGUACUACUGCAUUCUAUCUCAAUGAGUCUUUCUGCUGCUGGGGUGCUGAGAAUGGCUGCCCCGAGUGGAAACACUGGACUUCAUUCUGGCUGAUUAAUUAUGUUUUCUAUUUCUUUGGCGCGUUACUACUUUCAUCAAUCGCCGCAGUUCUGGUCAAAUCAUUUGCGCCAUACGCCGCAGGCUCUGGUAUCUCAGAGAUCAAAUGCAUUAUUGCUGGCUUCGUCAUGAAGGGCUUUUUAGGUGCCUGGACUCUUCUAAUCAAGUCAAUUGCCCUUCCACUAGCUAUUGCGUCGGGCUUGUCUGUUGGAAAAGAGGGACCCAGCGUGCAUUUUGCCGUGUGUACUGGAAACGUGAUAUCACGGUUCUUUGGUAAAUAUAAACAAAAUGCAUCGAAGACGAGAGAAAUCUUGACUGCCUCAGCGGCAGCUGGUGUAGCUGUCGCUUUUGGCAGUCCAAUUGGAGGCGUGCUCUUCUCCUUGGAGGAAAUGGCAAACUAUUUCCCCCUCAAGACUCUUUGGCGCAGCUAUUUCUGUGCCUUGGUAGCAACUAGUGUGCUUGCGGCUGUUAAUCCUUUCCGAACCGGUCAAUUGGUCAUGUUCCAAGUCGAGUAUAAUCGUACAUGGCACUUUUUCGAGUUCAUCUUCUUUAUUUUCCUUGGUGUCUUCGGUGGACUUUACGGUGCAUUCGUAAUGAAAUGGAACAUUCGAAUGGCCGCAUUCCGCAAGAAAUACCUCUCACAGUGGCCUAUAACCGAGUCGGUUGUCCUCGCGGGACUCACUGCGAUACUAUGUUACCCCAACAUGUUUCUAAAGAUCAACAUGACCGCAAUGAUGGAGAUCCUAUUCCGCGAAUGCGAGGGUGGCCAUGACUAUGCUGGACUAUGCGAAGCAAAGAACCGAUGGUCGAUGGUCUUCUCACUAGCUAUUGCGACUGUUCUUCGAACUGGUUUGGUAAUUAUUUCCUACGGGUGCAAGGUUCCAGCCGGUAUCUUCGUGCCUUCAAUGGCCGUCGGAGCUUCAUUCGGCCGCAUGAUUGGAAUCAUGGUACAGGCACUACAUGAAUCAUUCCCCCAAUCAGCAUUCUUCGCUUCAUGUGACCCAGACGUUCCUUGCAUUACUCCAGGAACAUAUGCGUUCCUGGGAGCUGGGGCGGCCCUCAGUGGAAUCAUGCAUUUGACCAUCUCUGUAACGGUCAUCAUGUUCGAGCUGACCGGUGCACUGACCUACAUCCUACCGACCAUGAUUGUAGUAGGCGUGACCAAAGCCGUCGGCGAUCGAUUCGGCAGUGGCGGUAUCGCCGAUCGAAUGAUUUGGUUCAACGGAUUCCCAUUCCUAGACAACAAAGAGGAUCACGUCUUCAAUGUGCCUGUAUCCCACGCAAUGACCCCAGGCCCGCUCUCGGUGCCAGCAUCAGAUUUCCCCGUGCGCGAAGCAGAGCAUCUUCUAAACGACAACAAAUUCCAAGGCUUCCCAGUCGUGGAGGACCGCACUUCCAAGAUCCUAGUCGGAUACAUCGGCCGAACAGAACUCCGGUACGCCAUUGACCGCGCCCGAAACCAGGGACUGGUGGCUCCAAACGCCCGGUGCGUUUUCACCAAAGAGGCCGCCGAUGCAGCCGUGGCGCGCAGGGCAUCCGUCUCGGGAAACUCUCGGUCAUCAGAUACAUUCGAUGCAAUCCAGAGGAGCGUAGGAGCUCCUUUUGUCGAUUUCUCGCGAUAUGUCGACCACACCCCGUUGGCUGUUCAUCCGCGCCAUCCUCUCGAAACGGUCAUGGAGAUCUUCAAGAAGAUGGGUCCGCGAGUCAUUCUCGUGGAGCAUCGCGGUAAACUCACCGGUCUGGUUACUGUCAAGGACUGUUUGAAGUAUCAGUUCAAGGUUGAGGCCGAGGAACAUACAUUGGCAGCAACGACUUCGUCUGAAUUUUCUACGCUUGGUGCGCAACCGAACCCUGCCCCUGAAACACUGGAAGAUCGCUUGUGGCGGCUCAUUCAGACCGUGGCUGUGUUCGUGUCUGGUAAGGUCUCCCGCCGGCCGGUCCGGUUGCGUGAUCGCACUGUCCCCAGGCAAUCGGAGCCGUCGGAUGUCCUAGAAGAGGGGGAGGUUGACGCGGCGGUUGAAUUGGAGGACAGAGAGGAUCGGCCGAUGAUCCCGUAA